UUACUAAUAAGAGGAAACCCGGAGCUACCCUCCCGCCCACUCCUAAGCCUACGCUUAAGGAGCACCAAAUCUCAUUCCUUAACCCAGGACUAGAUAAGUCCUUUGGCCCACUCGACGCUAGAACACGACUUAACAAAGCCUUCGAAACAGCGGGAUACCGGGGAAAAACCGUCAUCUCAGGCGUUAGACUCUCCCAAAACAACAAUAUUGUUGUAACGGGAAACCACGGAUUCCCUGCAUCUUUUCUACUAGACAAGAUUGAUAUAAUCCGGAAAAUCUUCCCGCAAUGCCAGGCUAAAACAAACGAAACCUAGUAUAAAGCGGCGAUCCACGGCGUUCCCACCCAGGAACUAAACGAUCUCGAUAUCUCGGACUUUAUAAAGACUGAGAUCUCCACCUUCUCGAACGGACUUCAAACAGUAGGUAAACCCUACUGGCUAACCUCUAAACAGAAGAGAGAAAACCAGCUCGCAGGAUCGGUUGCGGUAGCCUUCCGCACCGAAAAAGACCGCAGACUAGCUAUCUCCCAACGCCUAUAUAUAGCAGGAGUUAGCUGCAGAGUCGAAAACCUCCUCUCUAUACCGAGAGACCAACUCUGCAGAAACUG
Molecule: messenger RNA, 607 nt
Organism: Aplosporella prunicola CBS 121167
Lineage: Eukaryota; Fungi; Ascomycota; Dothideomycetes; Botryosphaeriales; Aplosporellaceae
Source: the annotation of a RefSeq genome assembly